This is a messenger RNA of Papaver somniferum (opium poppy), 1431 nucleotides long. RefSeq names its product protein ALTERED XYLOGLUCAN 4-like. Gene Ontology annotation, biological process: translation. The record is from RefSeq and is a predicted model, not a curated record. The transcript has 7 exons. NCBI's taxonomy places the organism in Eukaryota, Viridiplantae, Streptophyta, Magnoliopsida, Ranunculales, Papaveraceae. Gene Ontology annotation, cellular component: ribosome; Golgi apparatus. Gene Ontology annotation, molecular function: O-acetyltransferase activity; structural constituent of ribosome. Bases 1 to 1431 code for a protein of 476 amino acids.
AUGAAUUAUAGCUCAUUUGGCAGGAUUUUUGGUGUUUGGUCUGAUUGGAACAAGUCAAGGAAACAUAUUAGGAAGUUGGUUAAAGAUGGAUUCAUCAGCUGCAAACCAAACCACAUUCACUCUCCAUAUCAUGCACGGAGAAUGACAAAAUCCAGAUUGAGGGGUUUUCACUCUGGAUAUGUAUUCAUAGUGUUUAUUUGGCUUCCAGCCUGCACUGAACCCUUAGCUAGACCUGUUCACAACUUCAAGUUGAGGCAGCCGCAGGAUUACCAUAACACUGCUUCAAAGGAAUUGGGUCUGAAGAAUACUUCUUCAAAGAAUCUCAAUCAAACUACUGCCAUUGCCACUGAGUCUGAUAAAGGUAAAGAUGAAAAUGAUGAGAAGACGUGUGACUUGUUUGAGGGUCGAUGGAUACCGGACCUUAAUGGAUCGUUAUAUACGAACUGGAGCUGUCCAACGAUACCCGAUUGGAAGGAUUGUCCUAAACAUGGCAAAAAAGACUUCGAUUAUAUGAAUUGGAGAUGGAAACCAAAUAAAUGUGAGCUUCCUGGGUUUAACCCCAAAACAUUCUUGUCCAUUGUUCGAGGCAAGAAGUUAGCGUUCAUUGGUGAUUCAGUUGCUCGAAACCAAAUGGAAUCUCUCCUUUGUCUUCUGGCUCAAGGAGAAAUUCCAAGAGAUGUCUACAAGGACUCUGACGACCGGUUUCCAACAUUCUACUUUCCGUCUCAUGAUUUCACUCUAAUGGUUUACUGGGUAAGAUUCUUGGUUAUCGCAGAAGAGAUAGUAGUUAACGGUUCUGCAACAGGUACAUUUAAUAUACACCUAGACAAAGUUGAUAAUAACUGGGAUCAGAAUCUACCCGGUCUAGACUACGCCAUCAUUUCGGAUGCUCACUGGUUUUUCCGAAAGCAUUACUUAUAUGAAGGUGGUAAGCUAAUUGGAUGCAUCUAUUGCGACGAACCAAAUGUCCCCGAGUUUGGAGUUCUUUUCGCCAUCGAUAAAGCCUUUGGAACAGCCCUUAAGUCCAUCAAUGACUGUAAUGGGUGCAAUAAGGGAUUACUUACCUUGCUACGAACAUUUUCUCCUGCGCAUUUUGAGAAUGGGUCUUGGAAUGGUGGAGGGACAUGUAAUAGAACAAGUCCUUACACUGAAGAACAGGUUAAUUUUGCUAGUAUGGAAUGGGAGCUAAGGGGUAUUCAAGUGAAAGCCGUUGAAAAUAUUGAGAAGAAAGAAGGGAAGAGAUUUGAGAUUUUAGAUAUCACCAGGGCCAUGAUGAUGAGACCUGAUGGACACCCAGGGCUCAUGAAGAGCAAUCAGUAUUUGAAGGAAUACAGUGAUUGUGUUCACUGGUGUUUACCGGGACCAAUCGAUGUAUGGAAUGAUCUAUUGAUGGCUGUGUUGCAGAAGAAAGAUGAUAAUUGCCUGCGUUAA